This is a messenger RNA of Neurospora tetraspora, 1099 nucleotides long. RefSeq names its product Rhodanese-like domain-containing protein. The coding region runs from base 247 to 915 and encodes 222 amino acids. Gene Ontology annotation, cellular component: mitochondrion. The transcript has 3 exons. Gene Ontology annotation, molecular function: thiosulfate-cyanide sulfurtransferase activity. Lineage: Eukaryota; Fungi; Ascomycota; Sordariomycetes; Sordariales; Sordariaceae. The record is from RefSeq and is a predicted model, not a curated record.
CCCGGGCGGCCCGCCUCCGCACCUCGGGCGCUGGCGCAUCGCCAUACCCGCACUGCUGCCGGCAAACUGUCCGAUUUCGAUGCACUGACAUUUGAACUUUUGAAUUUCGAGGCGACCUGGAGGUGACUUAUACCUUUCGGACUUUGCAUUCCAAACUCCGACAAUUCUCGCCACAGCAUCUUUCUCUACGUUACGGACCAAACAAAAGUACAUAACAGACAAACAACAGCAACGACGAACAUCACCAUGUCCGCCCUAGCAAGACGUUCCAUCGCACGCCUCAGCGGCGCCGCCGCCGCCGCGCAACCCGUCUCCUUCGGCUCUACUUCCCCUGUAACUACCGUCACCAGCGCGACCCUGCGCAAGGCUGCUACCGCCCAAGCGCAACAACAAGUCCCGACGCAAAGAGCUUUCUCGACUGCUGCUCCCGUACGGCCCAAGGUUAACGCUCAGGCUACCGGACCAGUGGCAGUUACAACAUGGACAGCGAGAGCCAAGGAAGCUGUCGAGAGGUCGAGGGCGAGGGCUUAUUCGCAGGAGGCGCAGGGAAAGGGAGAAAAUAAGAUUUUGGGGUUUGAGGACAUGCAAAAGUUGAUUGAAGAUCCCAAGAGGAGCGUUAUUAUCGUUGACGUCCGCGAACCAGGCGAACUCAUCCAAACCGGCCGUAUCCCGGGCGCCAUCAACAUCCCCGUCACCACCUCGCCCGAUUCCUUCUUUAUUUCCGAAGACGAAUUCGAGGACCGCCACGGUUUCCCGCGCCCCUCCAAGGACAGCGAGGUGGUCUUUUACUGCAAGGCUGGCGUGCGCAGCAGAGGCGCGGCUGGAUUGGCGAGGGAGGCGGGGUGGGAGAAGGUGAGUGAGUAUCCCGGGAGUUGGUUGGAUUGGGCGGCAAAGGGAGGGAAAAUCGAACAUUAGGGAGAGCAUGAUGACAUGGAGCGGUGCAGUGAAAGGUGUUGAAGGAUGUAGGGAUCCAAGGGUGGGUAGGGGAGCUGUCAGGAUAAAAGAGACUGGGAGAGGGUAUUUGAUCUAGAACGACAGGCGUUAUGGACUGGUGUCGAGCCUGCGCAGAGAGCGAAAGGGAAAAGCAAUAGAUAAAAUU